This is a messenger RNA of Suillus discolor, 1590 nucleotides long. Its product is annotated as cytosine-purine permease. Gene Ontology annotation, cellular component: plasma membrane. The record is from RefSeq and is a predicted model, not a curated record. Bases 1 to 1590 code for a protein of 529 amino acids. The transcript has 11 exons. Lineage: Eukaryota; Fungi; Basidiomycota; Agaricomycetes; Boletales; Suillaceae. Gene Ontology annotation, biological process: transmembrane transport. Gene Ontology annotation, molecular function: transmembrane transporter activity.
AUGCAGUCCGAGUUUGUGGAACAGAAGCAGGGAGAGUCCCGCUCCAGUUCUGUGACACCGGAUUUGGCCUCUGAUAAGCCUGUGGGCAAUGAUCUGGAGGGCGGUCAGUAUUAUACAGGGUUUCUCAGACGUGCCACCCAGUUACUUUCUCGAUAUGGAAUUGAAACUCAUGGCAUCACCCCGGUACCAGCAGAGGAACGUAUAGACACUCGAUGGUAUCAAAUGUUUUUCGUAUGGUUUUCUGCCAAUAUGAAUAUCUUAACAUUCAGCACUGGCACUGUGGGACCUGCAUUUUUUUCCCUGGGAGUUAAUGAUUCUAUAAUCAUUAUUGUCGUUGUUGACCUGGUGAUCUGCUUGUUGCCUGCGUUCUCUGCUAUUUUUGGGCCAAAGCUUGGCACGCGAACUAUAGUACAGGCAAGGUUCUCAUGGGGGUAUUUCGGUGCCAUCAUACCGGCCGUCUUAAAUGUUUUCUCCUUGCAAGGCUUCCUUAUCCUGAACUGCAUCGUUGGUGGACAAGCGCUCGCAAGCCUGUCUUCUCACCUUGAUGAUACUCUUGGUAUCGUUAUCAUUGCUGUUGUAUCUCUUGUGGUCACUUUCUGUGGAUACCGCGUCAUUCAUUGGUACGAAAGUAUCGCCUGGAUCCCAAAUGUGAUUGCUCUUAUCACCAUGCUGGGUGUCGGUUAUCCACAACUACGCGACAACCAAUCAACUCCUGUUUCUCAAGCAACUGUCGCUGAGGUUAUCUCUUUUUCGUCUAUCCUCACAUCUAGCAUUAUCAGUUGGUGUACCGUGACCCCCGACUAUGGUGUAUACCACAGCCCUGCUGCUUCUUCUGCGAGACUUUUUCUCUACACAUAUCUCGCGUUUUUCAUCUCUAGUUUCGCGGCCGCAGCUCCCAACGUGCCUGUUUGGAAUGGAGGAUUUAACAACAGCUCUUCCGUCGGUGGCUUGUUUUACAGUGUGCUGCUACCUACAGGCGCAUUUGGAAAAAUUCUUGUCACUCUGGUGGCUCUCACUACACCCAGCGCUUGUGCACCAACCAUGUAUACGUUCAGCACCAGUUUCAUGGCUGUCGCUCCGUGGUUUGCUGGAAUACCUAGAUGGAUAUAUAUUCUCAUCUCUGAAGCAGUUCUGAUACCAGUAGCCAUUAUUGGCGCUAAAAAGUUUUAUACCACUUUCGUUGACAUCCUCAGUACGAGUCCCGAAUAUCGCGAUAUCUGUCACUAUCGCAAUGUUGACCCCUUGGUUUCAGAUCUCAUCGGAUACUGGUCGUCAGUAUUUGCUGCGAUUAUCCUUACAGAACAUGUGCUAUUUCGGCGAGCCUCGUUUUCUGAGGAUCAAUAUCCUAUCGCGACUUGGGCUUCGUAUACUCUUUUGCCUAGCGGUAUUCCCGCGGUCGUGGCAUUCGCGUGCGGCUGUGGAGCCCUUGUUCCAUUCAUGUCGCAGGCUUGGUAUGUAGGACCAGUGGCCAGGCAUGGCAGUGGAGAUGUUGGGGUAUACGUAGGGUUUGUGGUGGGGGCUAUAACAUACGCAUUGGCAAGGGGUUUCGAAAAAUGGUGGUACAAAAAGAUGAGUAAAUCAGAUGCCUAG